AUGACUACAAAUGAUGUAACAAAAAUGCACUUUGAACGCCCAUCCAAUAACAAUUUGACUAUCAAUGAACGCAAAGCUCUUAAAGAGCUAAAAUCAUUGGACAAUGUUAUCAUAAAACCAGCUGACAAAGGUGGUAAAAUUGUCUUACUCAAUCGAGACAUGUACAUUGAUAUGUGCAUGGCACAUUUGAGUGAUGCAUCUAACUAUAGUGUCCUUCCCUCUGACCCUACGGAGAUAUAUAUAAAAGAGUUUGAAGCCUUACUCAUCACAGCUUUGGAACAAAGAAUUAUCAACAUGGAGGAGUUCUAA
Molecule: messenger RNA, 309 nt
Organism: Pelobates cultripes (western spadefoot toad)
Lineage: Eukaryota; Metazoa; Chordata; Amphibia; Anura; Pelobatidae
Source: the annotation of a GenBank genome assembly